UCUUUAAACAAGUGAGUGAGCGCUUAGGGCCGUGACGAUUUAAUAGGCACAUAAACACACACCCACUGGGCUCGACUCGCUUCGCAAAUGUCUUAAUUUGAGGAGAUUCGCGCAUCGUUUUUGGCGAUGUAAAAGACAGUCAGGAUGACAUCCGGUGCCUCUCCCAUCUGAAACACACACACACACACACACACACACACACACACACAAGGACGCUAUUCUUUCAAGUGUAUUAUUAGAACGACACCAGGUCCUUUUAAAAAUGCUCUCUGGGCUCUCAGACGUGAAAAAGAAGUGGGCAGCAGUUCGGGGUCGCCUGGGCUCCUCUCAGGACUCCGAUAGCCAGCAGGAAGCCAACCUAGAGAGUGCUGAUCCGGAGCUCUGCAUCAGACUCCUCCAGGUUCCCACGGUGGUCAACUAUUCCGGUCUGAAGCGUCGCCUGGAUGGUAGCGACCAGACAUGGAUGGUCCAGUUCCUGGAGCUCAGUGGAUUGGACCUCCUCCUGGAGGCGUUGGACAGGCUGUCCGGGAGGGGUUGCUCUCGCAUUGCAGACGCUCUCCUGCAACUCACCUGCGUCAACUGCGUCCGUGCAGUCAUGAACUCAUCAGCUGGGAUACACUUCAUCAUAGAGAAUGAAGGAUACAUCCGGAAGCUCUCCCAAGCUUUGGACACCUCCAACACCAUGGUGAAAAAGCAGGUAUUUGACUUACUAGCCGCCCUCAGCAUGUUCUCUGCAGAUGGUCAUCGCCUUGCUCUGGAUGCCCUGGACCAUUACAAGGGCGUGAAGACACAGCAGUAUCGCUUCAGCGUGAUCAUGAACGAGCUGCAGGCAACAGACAAUGUUCCUUACAUGGUCACGCUCCUCAGUGUCAUCAAUGCCCUCAUCUUUGGCUCUGAUGACCUCAGACAGAGAGAUAAGAUGAGAAAGGAAUUUAUCGGGCUUCAGCUUCUUGACAUUCUACCAAAAUUAAGGUGA
Molecule: messenger RNA, 976 nt
Organism: Doryrhamphus excisus (bluestripe pipefish)
Lineage: Eukaryota; Metazoa; Chordata; Actinopteri; Syngnathiformes; Syngnathidae
Gene: inf2
Product: inverted formin 2
Biological process (GO): actin cytoskeleton organization
Molecular function (GO): small GTPase binding; actin binding
Source: RefSeq, a predicted model, not a curated record